AUGACUACUACUCGUCGUUCCGGUAGAAUUGCGAAGAAGGCAAGACUUGCCAAAGAAAAUGGUACGCCGUCGACUUCCUUCCCGAUCUCGAGAGAAGAUUCAGCGAUCGUUGAGGAUCUUAUGGAUCUUGACUCACAAUCAACUACUCUAACCACCGAUAAUGAAAGUGAUGAGGAAUUCCAAGCACCUCUUCCUGUUCGUCCUUUGCGUAGAGUUCUAAUUGAGCAACACAAGUCUAGGCUUCAGUCUACAAAACGUUUUACAAGAUCCAGUUCAAUAAUGUUACAACAAUCACAGGAGCCGUUGCAGACAGACAAUAAAGAACAAGAUACAGAACUAGAAAUUUCACUUGGGAAUGAAGUAGAUGAAGGUUACGUAUCUCUUUCUGUAUCUACACUUGGCAGCAGCGGUAGUAGCAGUAGUGUUGCUAGUCCUGAACAACAAAGCGAGCAAAGUAGAGCUAUUAUAGACUUAAAGAAAGCGGAUCAUACAACUGUUAACAUGGAUAUAGAAGAAAAGGCUGUUUCAUUGAAGGCGGUUGACGAUGAAGAUGAUGAUAGAUCCGCAGUCGAUUUACAGCAACAAUUUUCUAGUUCGCAGUUAACUGAUUUAGACGGAGAAGAAAUUAACGUUAAUGCAGCGGUUGUUGAAGAGGGACAAGAAGACGAGCUUGAUGGAAAUUAUGAAGAACAGCGAGUAAAUGACGCUGCUGCCAACGACGGUAAUAGUAGCAGUAGUGAGGAUGAUGAUCCAUUCAUGAUCCGUGAGCAGAGAAUUGCGAGACGACAGACAAGACACGGUAGAACUCCUCAUUAUAAACGUACACAAGAUGCACUAGUGAAGAUACAUACAGAUUUGAGCAAUGUUUGGGAUGACUUGGAAAAUAUUAUACCUGAAGAUGUUGUCCCUAUCGAACAGCCUGCCGAGUUAAGUUUACCGCUUUUGAAUUUCCAAAAAUAUGGUGUUGGCUGGAUGCUUCGUCAAGAGAGAACAGAAGGCUUCAACGGUGGCAUUUUAGCUGAUGAAAUGGGUAUGGGAAAAACCAUUCAAACUAUUUCUUUACUUUUGUCAGAUCGUCAAAAGCCAAAUUUGGUUGUUGCUCCUGUAGUAGCUCUUAUACAGUGGAAGAAUGAAAUUGAGCGUCAUACCAACAAUGCUCUUUCAGUUUAUAUCUAUCAUGGUGCCAACCGUAGUAAAGAUAUGAAUGCCUUGAAAGAGUACGAUGUGGUGUUAUCUACUUACCAAGUUUUGGAAAGUAGUUUUCGUCGGCAAGAAUAUGGUGUAAAGAAUAAAUAUACAAAAGCUAUCCGAAAAGAAAAAUCUCUUUUACACAGAAUCCAUUGGCAUCGAAUUAUUUUAGAUGAAGCACAUAAUAUCAAAGACCGUUCAAGCAAUACAGCCCGUUCUGUGUUCAAUUUGGAAGGCAAGUUUAAGUGGUCAUUAACUGGUACUCCUUUGCAAAACCGUGUGGGUGAGCUGUAUUCUUUGAUUCGUUUCAUGCAAGCCGAUCCCUUUGCCUACUAUUACUGUAAAGAAUGUCCUUGCAAGGAAAUUUCUUGGAAAUUUUCUGAUAAGAGAACCUGCGACUCUUGCGGACAUACACCAAUGAAACAUGUCUGUUGGUGGAAUAAUGAAGUAUUGAAGCCAAUUCAAAUGUUCGGUCAUCUUAGGGAUGGUGUAGAAGCUAUGAAGAAACUACGUUUGCUAUUGGAUAAAAUCAUGUUGCGUAGAACUAAAAUAGAAUGUGCCGAUGAUCUGGGGUUACCACCGCGUGAAGUAGUAGUCCGACGUGAUAUUUUCAGCGAAGAAGAAGAAGACAUGUACACCUCUCUCUACUCUAACGUCGCGCGGCAAUUCACGACCUUUGUUGAACAAGGUACGGUGUUGAACAAUUAUGCCAACAUCUUUGAAUUGUUAAUGAAGAUGCGUCAAUGUGCAGAUCAUCCAGAUUUGGUAACAAGACGGUCUGCUGAUACAAAGCAGUUGGUGUGCAUGCUGUGUUAUGACCCACCCGAAGACGCCAUCACUGCUGCUUGUAAGCAUAUUUUCUGUAGAGAAUGCUGUAUUCAAUACUAUCAAAGUUUUGUUGAUGAUGAUAAUGAUGAAUCUCCUCAGCAAAACGGAAAACCACGCUGUCCGUCUUGCUUUGCAGACUUCAGCGUUGAUCUGACUCAACCUGCGAUUGAGAUUGAAUCGGACGGUUUUGGUGCCGGUGGUGUGUUGAAUGCCAAUUAUUCCAAGACAAGUAUUGUUAACCGUAUUAAUAUGGAUAAAUGGCGUAGCUCUACGAAGAUUGAAGCGCUCGUAGAAGAACUCUCUCAGUUACGUCGCGAAGAUAAGACAAUCAAGAGUAUUGUGUUUUCUCAGUUUGUCAACUUUUUGGAUUUGAUCCAUUGGCGUCUUUCUCGUGCCGGCUUUGAAUGUAUCCGUCUGGAUGGUAGUAUGACACCAGAUCAACGUAAUGCUGCCAUCAAUCAUUUCAUGACACAGCCUACUUGCACAGUGUUCUUGAUCAGUUUGAAAGCGGGUGGUGUGGCUCUGAAUUUGACAGAAGCAAGUCGUGUCUUUAUCAUGGAUCCUUGGUGGAAUCCUGCUGCAGAGUUACAAGCUAUGGAUCGUAUUCAUCGUUUAGGACAAUAUCGACCUAUUCGUAUCACAAGAUUGAUCAUUGAGAACAGUAUAGAGAGUCGUAUUGUUCAGUUACAAGAGAAGAAGCAAGCGUUAGUCAACAGUACAGUCAAUAAGGAUACUAGCGCGCUUGAUAAGUUGACAGUGGAAGAUCUGAGAUUCUUAUUUGUUAUGUAA
Messenger RNA from Mycotypha africana, 2805 nucleotides. Its product is annotated as SNF2 family N-terminal domain-containing protein. Gene Ontology annotation, molecular function: ATP-dependent chromatin remodeler activity; metal ion binding; ATP binding. The transcript has 2 exons. The coding region runs from base 1 to 2805 and encodes 934 amino acids. NCBI's taxonomy places the organism in Eukaryota, Fungi, Mucoromycota, Mucoromycetes, Mucorales, Mycotyphaceae. The record is from RefSeq and is a predicted model, not a curated record.